Molecule: messenger RNA, 2182 nt
Organism: Phragmites australis (common reed)
Lineage: Eukaryota; Viridiplantae; Streptophyta; Magnoliopsida; Poales; Poaceae
Product: 65-kDa microtubule-associated protein 5-like
Exons: 11
Coding region: 208-1917 (569 amino acids)
Biological process (GO): microtubule cytoskeleton organization
Cellular component (GO): spindle; cytoplasm
Molecular function (GO): microtubule binding
Source: RefSeq, a predicted model, not a curated record
UCGCUGGCUGGCAAUAAUGGCAUUCCUUCCAUUCCAUUCCAUCCUCCCUCGCCGCCGCUUCGCUUCCCUUCUCCCGCUCUUCCCCUUUCAAAUCCCCACUCCUCUCCUCCCUUCCCCUCCUGUCCCCCGUCUCUAUAAACCCUAGCCGAGGGGAGGUGAGGGUGCCCCUCCUCCGGAAGUCCGGAUCGUCUCCUCCGCCGCCUCCUCAUGGCGACCCCGCCGCUGCCGAGGCGCGUCUCCUGCGGCUCCCUUCUCCAGGAACUGCAGGAACUAUGGGGAGAAAUCGGUCAGGAUGAAAUGGAAAGAAACAGGAUGAUACUGCAACUUGAGGAGGAUUGCCUCAAUGUUUACAAGACGAAAGUGGAUCAAACCAGGAAGCAAAAGGCAGACCUCCUUCAGACGCUGUCCUUUGGCGAAGCUGAUAUCGAGAAAAUCCUUUCUGCUCUUGGAGAGCGCGAAUCCUUUUCAAGGUCAGAGAAGCUUGGGGGCACAUUAAUGGAACAACUUUCCAAGAUAGAGCCAGUGUUGGAAGAUUUGAGACAGAGGAGGGUUGAGCGAGUAAAUGAGUUCAGGGCUGUUCAGUUGCAGAUUGUUCGUCUACAAGCAGAAAUUUCAGGAACCAUUGAUCACGGAGAACCCCCAGCUCCCUUGGUAGAUGAGAGUGACCUAUCCCUAAGGAGGUUUGGAGAAUUGAAGGCGCAGCUCAAUGAGCUUCAGACAGAAAAGAAUCUCAGGCUGCAAAAGAUUGACAUCCAGAUCAAAUGUAUUAAUGACAUGUGCAACACGAUGACUUUUGAUCUUAAGGAGGCUUUAUAUGAUGUUCAUCCCAGUUAUGCUGAAUCGGGAAGAAGCAAAUCCAUUAGUAUUAGUAACAGCACACUUGACAGGCUUGCAGGAAAAGUUCAUUCGUUAAACCAUGAAAAGAAACAGAGACUGCGGAAGCUCCAAGAUCUUGGUAGCACGCUUAUUGAGUUAUGGAACCUCAUGGACACACCAAUUGAUGAACAAACAUGCUUUGACCAUGUUACUUCUCUGAUUAAAGUCUCACCAAAUACAGUGAUGCCCAAAGGAUGUCUUGCACAUGACCUUAUCGAGAAGGUAGAGAUUGAGGUUAAGAGAUUGAAUCAUUUGAAAGCCAGCAAAAUGAAAGAGCUAGUCUUAAAGAAAAUGAUUGAGCUUGAAGAAAUCUAUAGAAGUGUUCACAUGGAUAUUGAUGGUGGUUCUGAGCGCCGGAUCCUCAAUGAUCUCAUCGAUUCUGGUAGAGCAGAUCUCUCAGAGUUGCUUACAGGUAUGGACGAUAGAAUUUCGGAGGCAAGAGAACAUGCUCUAAGCAGAAAGGACAUUCUAGAAAAGGUUGAGAAAUGGACAUUGGCAUCUGAAGAGGAGACCUGGCUUGAUGAAUAUGAGAGGGAUCAGAAUCGCUAUAAUGCUGGUCGAGGAGCUCACAAAAAUCUCAAACGUGCAGAGAAAGCAAGGACAUUGGUCAGCAAAAUUCCAUCUCUUCUGGAGAAUUUGACUGCUAAAAUUAAAGCUUGGGAAAAGGAGAAGGGUAUUCCAUUUAUGUUUGACAAGAUGAGGCUGUUGGAUACUUUAGAAGAAUACACCUCUACAAGACAGAAAAAAGACGAGGAAAAGCGUCGAUCACGGGAGCUGAAGAAACUGCAAGAACAGUUUGCAGCAGAACAAGGCACCAUGUUUGGAGCAAAGCCAAGCCCCAUCCGUCCUCUCCCUGCAAGGAAGCCUCUUGGGCAGAGCUCUAAUGUCAACAUCGUAGGUGGAACUCCAACAAGCCGCCGUGUUUCUACCCCAAUGUCACGGAAGGGAUGCCUGUCUUCUGGAAAGGUGAAGGAAGCUGCCAAGACUCCUGCUGCGCCUGCAAAUUACGUUGCCCUUCCGAAGGAUUGCUUAGACAAUUAGUACAAUCACCACCUAUAGCUAUAGGUUGGAGCUAGCCUAACCGUUGCUUGACUUUUCAUAUGUUUGAUCUAUAUAGAUUAGCUGCUUGCUAAUGCUUAAAAAGUUCCUUGACCUCAAUGUCCGAUUCAUACUUUCAGACUUGCAUGUUUCUAUCCUAAAUAGUACAGUUCUCUAUCCUCUCUACCAAACGGUUGGAAAUUCUGGUACUGACUCACAGUUUGGUGGGAUAGAUGCAGUGGGGAACAGCCUGCCUCUUGUUCUCCUU